Messenger RNA from Rotaria sp. Silwood2, 600 nucleotides. The record is from the annotation of a GenBank genome assembly. Lineage: Eukaryota; Metazoa; Rotifera; Eurotatoria; Philodinida; Philodinidae.
AUGUUGAAUUUAGAAACACUUGAUCUAUAUCUUAGAGUUCAUGGAAAAUUGAUUGAUGGAGAUCAAUUGAAGACAAAUAUAAUUAAUUAUAUGUUACGAUUAAACAAAUUUAUAUUCUUUAUUUUUUCGACUAUUAAUCUUAAUAAUCAAAUUCAUUUGCCAUCAAAUGAAGAUAUUCAACAUACCUUUAGAGAAUUUCACGACAAUCGAAUUAUCUCUUAUGUUUAUUAUCUUCCGAAAACAAGAAUAGGUCAAUGUCAUAUUUAUACAUAUCCAUAUCAAUUAAAACAUUAUCAUGAUAUAACAAAUAAUUAUCCAGAUGGUUUAUUUAAAUAUGUUCGUGAAAUUUCAUUAUAUGAUGAAUAUCCUUUUGAACAUGAAUUUUUUAUUCGAAUUCAACAAUCAUUUCCAUUUAUGAAAAAAUUAUCGUUAAACAAUGAUAAAUCACAAAAGAAAAAAUUCUUUAAUCAAUCAAAAAAUAAUUAUCAAAAUUUAUCAAUUAUUAAAUAUUCUCAUCUAAUUCAACUUGAUCUUCAUCAAGCUCAUAAAGAUUAUUUAGAAGAAUUUUUGCUUGAUACAAAAACAUCGUUUGCCAAAUAA